CAAGAAGCGUGAUGAGGCGAAAGCACAGCGAUGUAAUUGCAGCUGUGUUGGUGGACGGAAAUAAAAAGAAACUUGCUUUGCAACCAUGAUCGGUUCUUACUGUAUAAUUUCCUCUCGCCAGCAUCUAUGAUUGUCAUUGCAACCUACGCGGAAGCGUACGUCGACUGCGUUGUUUUUCGUGUAAGUUCAGGUUCCUACUCAUCCUCGGAUUCGAGCCAGGUUUCCGGGAGUGCUCAAUGUGCAGGAUGCAUAACGUAACGUAACUUAUUGCGGAAAUUGUGUCAUCUGUAGCUUUUUCCCUGUUCGUUGUCUGCAAAGUCCAAUCACAGGAGAGUGAGUGUCUCUGUGGCAGCAUCUGUGAAGAGAACUCCCAACACUUUGAGAGUGCUUCUGCCAAGAUGAUGACAAGAAGAACGAGGACGAGGCGAGAACCACUGCUGCUGGUGCAAAAUAAUUAUACCAUAGGAGAAAAGAAUGAAGAGCAGAGAUUCUUCUGUAGUCCACUUCACUAUUGUGAGAAGAACGAGACGAUAGCAAGAUCUGUCGGUGCAUUGAGUGAUUAUGGUCUAAUUCGGCGUCCCCUCCUAACCUAGCUAGUGUUGUUGAGCACUUGAGCUUGAUGUAUUCAUUUCUGAGUAAAAUUACUGAGUGUAUUCCUUUCCACCUAUCAUUUUCUUGCUUGUUCCAAUUAAUUGAUUGUUCUACGCAACUUCAUUGUUCUCCUUACUUUCCUUGUUCAUGAUCUUCAUCUUCUGCUUUGCAGGAUCUUCUGCUUCGCAGGCACUUCUUUGAUGAUGAACAAAGUGAUGCCUUCUUUCUCAACAAUACAGGUUGCCAGCGUUGUCCAUGAUUGUUGCUUUUAUUCGGGGCAUUACAACUACAGAGCGUAAGUACUUACUUUGAUUAUCCUACUUAUCGUUACCCAUCGUAUUGAACGAUUUGCCUGUCACCAUUAUCAUACAUACGGAAUGUUAAUCGUGAAGUCGCAGAUGCUUGGUCACUUUUUGUACGUGCAACAAUCAACAAAGUUGAAAGCUGCUUGGUCUAAAAAAAGUGAUGUUAUUGUCUAACAGCGUUGACAUUUUCCGAAGACGACCGGUCACAUAUUAGUUCUCUUGUUUUUUCUGUAGGAGAAGAAGAUACAAGCAGAUGAAGAGUCAACUGAUGAUCACUAUAAAGAAUAUAUGGAAUGAUAUAUUAGAAGAUUUGCAACCGGUUAGUUUUUACCUCUAUAGGCUUAGCCCUUCAAACAAUAUAUUAGAAGAUUUACAACAAAUUAUCACUAGUUCUAGUAGCUUGCUAUCUGCUUGCGAGGUCGUAGAGCACUUGAUCACACUUGUGUUUAGAAAUUAGGUAUCAGAUAUAGAGAAUGUUUUUCGGCUGGGAAGCGGACGAAAGGCAUCCACCGAAAAGGAGAGCAGGUAGGAAGGGAGCGGGGAAGAAGAAGGCGCCGGUCACUUCUUCCACAGGAGGUAAAAAUGUCGCUGUGCCGUUUUUUUCGACGCCUCCCCCUGCAGCUCCUGCGGGCGUGGUUAUAACUGAGGAGCGAAGGCUAACUGCUGAGAAUGAGCAGCAUAGUGCUGAUCCGAACAAGCCGUCUAACAGCUUUCUCUCCGAGGGUUUCCUGAAUGGCGGAGCGGGGUUGGCAUGGAUGCAAAAGCAGGGGACGUCGGACGCACAGACAGUGAAUAUUUUUGGUGGUGCCCCUAAAUCUACUGGAGAAUUGUGUGCGAUCACACCAAAUAAGCCACUCUUCACCUCCACUUCUCCUGGGGAUGACGACAUGAAUAUUUUUGGACACGAGAAAAAUAUUGGCAGAAGUUUUGGUGGCGGAAUUUUCACACAACCUGGCGCCGAAGAUGAUAAAAAACCUCCUCCGGUAGUUGUGAAAAACAUUUUCGGGGAAGUGCUUGGACCAAGAUUUUCGGGGCAUCAAGGAAAGAGCGAAGGAAUAAAGAACGAAGGAAAGAACGACUCAUCAGCGGGGCCUGGUGUUGCUUCUAUCGGGACAACAGUAUAUGGAAAUGGAGGAUAUCAGUGUCUUUUUCUUAUUUUUCUAUCUGGUUUCAGUCAGAUCUUCGCUGAUCAUCUAAAUUCUUGUACGCUCCUGUAUCGGUGAUCUAUGGUCCAACCUGUGUGCUGUUGUUGAGUACCUGUUUGGGAUUGGUUGAGAGUGUACAUAGUACUUAGACUUUUCUUUAUGUCGCCCUACCCCUCUGUAAGCUCUUCCUACUGUGCUCGUUCUGAUUAUUUAUUUUCCUAGUGCAGGCGCAGGGCUAGUUCUCUGUCUGUAUAAUCAGUCACCGUCUAAUACUAAUUCUUCUCUCUCUAUUUUUUUGUGAGCAGCAACUGUCCCUUUAAUUGAUACCCUAUAUUGACACAUGCAAGGCUGUGGCACAGUGUUUAUUAAGUUGUAGGAUGAAAAAGACGGACAGCUGCUGUGAUGGCGCAGCUCGAUGCCUAUGAUCAUCAUGUUGCGAGAAAGACAAACAGCUACACGAUCACGAUCUUACUCACUUUCAUAGAAUUGCGGAGCGUCGUGCGGCCGCGGCCUAUCCACUCGCGCCAAUCAAGUUUCGGGUGGUCGCGCGAAACGCGGUCAGUGGUGAAGAGUUUGAAAUUGAACACAAUAGGAGCGUGCUACUUUCUACGACGCUGUUUGAACCGAUAAGGGGAGAAAUUAUGAUAGUUAGUAGACUGGGACUAGACGAGGAAGCGCAAGUGCCAAAUAGGUGAAGAUGGAGAUCUUCAUAGGUCACGAAGUAGUUGGUUCUAAGAAAUUGAAAGCACCACUGUUGCCCUAUGGUAGCUCCUGCGACUUAUAUUUAUGAUUCGACUAAAAACCUUACUUCUAAUAGUGGAGGUCGAUUGCAGGAUCAGGAAGAGCAAAAUGGCGCGCCUGCGUUGA
Molecule: messenger RNA, 2908 nt
Organism: Amoebophrya sp. A25
Lineage: Eukaryota; Dinophyceae; Syndiniales; Amoebophryaceae
Source: the annotation of a GenBank genome assembly